UUCAUUUUCGGUGUACAGGAUAAAUUGGUAUCUCGCAUUGAAGUGCCUUGCGCGUUUAGUUUUAGAAUUACAAGACAGUAGAAAACGGAUAAAGACUCUGCAGACUACGGAAAGAACACUGUUCAAUUCAAUCUAUUGGUACUCACUGUCCAUUUACACCCAGACAGGUGCAGCAAGAUGGGGAAACACAACAGCAAGCUGAACCCAGAGGUGCUAGAAGACUUGACCAAGAACACAGAGUUCAAUGAAGUUGAGCUCAAACAGUGGUACAAAGGCUUUCUGAAGGACUGCCCCACUGGGAUCCUCAACUUGGAGGAAUUCCAACAGCUCUAUGUCAAGUUCUUUCCAUACGGUGAUGCCUCUAAGUUUGCCCAGCAUGCCUUCCGGACCUUUGACAAGAACGGGGAUGGCACCAUUGAUUUUCGGGAAUUCAUUUGCGCCCUGUCCAUCACCUCACGGGGAAGUUUUGAGCAGAAACUCAAUUGGGCUUUCAACAUGUAUGACUUGGAUGGAGAUGGAAAGAUCACACGCAUGGAGAUGCUAGAGAUCAUUGAGGCAAUAUACAAGAUGGUCGGUACAGUGAUCAUGAUGCGGAUGAAUGAGGAUGGACUAACUCCACAACAACGUGUGGACAAGAUCUUUAGCAAGAUGGACAAAGACCACAAUGAUGAGAUCACCCUAGAGGAGUUUAAAGAGGCUGCCAAGAGUGACCCAUCUAUUGUACUCCUAUUGCAGUGUGACAUGCAAAAGUAAGAAGAGAGAGAGGGGACAGAGAGGAGAAAGAUGGAGAAAGGGAAUCGGGAUAGAGAGUGAGACUGCGACUGAGAGUGAGACGUGGAGUGGAGGAGUGAUGUAGAUUGUGUGGAGAGACAUUGUACAGAGAAGUGAAGAUAGGGAGAAAUAAUAAAAAAAAACUGCUACAAAAAGUGAGGCGAGGCAAUGAGUGAGCAAAAAAGAGGAAGAGUUAAGGAGAAAAGGUGGAAAAUAUGACAAUGUGUGUGUGUGUGUGUGUGUGUAUGUAUGUAUGUAUGUAUACCUAUGUUGCUUUUUGAUGUAAUGCCCUCUCACCCUCUAUUAGCUGAUUAAUAUAUAUAUAUAUAUAUAUUUUGAUUAGACAGUACACUGGUCAUGUUCCCCCUGCUUCUCUCCCAACUGUAAGAACACCAACUUAAGGCCAUUGUAUCAUGAGUCCGUAUUGUUCGUCCGAAAAUGUUGCACUGUUGAAAAAAAAUCUCAUGUUGUCACAUUUGAA
Molecule: messenger RNA, 1252 nt
Organism: Alosa alosa (allis shad)
Lineage: Eukaryota; Metazoa; Chordata; Actinopteri; Clupeiformes; Clupeidae
Gene: hpcal4
Product: hippocalcin like 4
Exons: 4
Coding region: 178-753 (191 amino acids)
Molecular function (GO): calcium ion binding
Source: RefSeq, a predicted model, not a curated record